Messenger RNA from Pediculus humanus corporis (human body louse), 1548 nucleotides. Its product is annotated as zbtb8, putative. Bases 1 to 1548 code for a protein of 515 amino acids. The record is from RefSeq and is a predicted model, not a curated record. Gene Ontology annotation, molecular function: DNA-binding transcription factor activity, RNA polymerase II-specific; protein binding; RNA polymerase II cis-regulatory region sequence-specific DNA binding. Lineage: Eukaryota; Metazoa; Arthropoda; Insecta; Psocodea; Pediculidae. Gene Ontology annotation, biological process: regulation of transcription by RNA polymerase II. The transcript is spliced from 2 exons.
AUGUAUUCCUUAUAUCGAGCUUGGUUGAUGAGAGAUGCGAUGGCAGUUGCAAGUUGGACGACACCACCCGACCUCAUAAUAACGGUGGGCAAUUCGAAUGGAGAUUAUCAGGACGAUACAAGAGGAUACGGAUAUCAAUUCGUGGCACACAAACACCUCGUAUCAAUCCACAGUGGAUACUUAAAAUCUCUCAUUCAAAACGAAUCAAACGACUGCGGCAUGACCGCCGCCGCCGCCGCCACCGCCAUCACGAACAUUUCCGUGCCGAACGUCUCCUCGGAAAGUUUUGCACUCCUCCUUUCGUUUAUGUACACCGGUUAUUUGGAUUUGACGAGUGAAAACAUUUACUCGGUUCUUUUGGCAACUCAUUUACUUCACAUGCCCCGGGCAUUAGAUUUGUGUCGAGCUUAUUUGGUUCAAAGUCAACCUGAAAUUCAACAACCUCCGGUGGUGGAAUCGCAAAACAACGCUUUGUACAAUACGCAAAACAAUCGCAACGUCAUAAAACCCAUUCCCAGUCGGAAAAUCCACACUUUCAAUCAAUCUAUAUGGUCGCCGGUUAAUUUGCCACGUCUCAUGCUUCAAACGAGACCGGAUGGUCCUUUUCAAUGCGUUUCAUCUUCGAAAGCGAAAAAAACGUUUUCUUCCGAUCAAGAUGCGAAGAUGUUCUCUUCUCCUCCUCCGGCUGUACCAUCCACGAGCAAAGACAUCGAAUCGACCGAUUCCUUACCGCUAUCGCCCGAUUUUUCUAAUCAAAAUUUAACGUGCGAUGAGGGUACCAUCCAUGCUAAUAAGCCAUCGUUUAAAAAAUUUCACAGGAGAAAAGAGAGUCCGAAAAAUUAUAAAAGAGCCAACAACGAAAAUUUAAAAAUUGUUGAAUACGACGUAGCGUGUUGCGAUGGCCCCAUACGAUUUCACAGAGUUUUAAAUGAAAACUACGGAAUGAGCAUCGAUGAAAUUUUAGACGAAACGUCCACGGGGGUGGAUGCGGUGGACAAAGUGAAAAAAGAUUUGGACAAAGUUGCGGAAAAAGAAUAUCUAGAUAAUUAUCCGAAAACUCAACAUUGCAACACGAAAUUAUUAAAAUCCGCGGAUUUCAAUUCUUACAUACAACAACAAAUGAUGAAUUCGACUCUGCUUAAAAAAUCAAAAUCAUCUUCGAGGGGAGUCAUACAAAUGAGAAAAAUUGUCGAAAAAAAUUUCUCGGAUCAUAAUCCGGUCGGAGAGAGCGUGCGACAGGGUUCCAAAAAUGAUGAGGAUGAUAAUAAUACGGAAAGAUCAUACACGUGCGUUUAUUGCAAACACACAUUCAAAAGUCAAUACUGCUACCAGAAACACGCCAAAAGACACAUCAAUUCCGUACAAUCUGAAGAAUUGAAUAAGAAAGUAGUCAUUUUCCGGAAAAUCGUUUCCAACACGACAACGACGACGACGACGACGACGACAAAAUCAGAGGGAAAGGAAAAACAAAGCAACGGUCGUCGAGAAGUAAGGCUUCUGGAUAUGAACGUUCAAUAUUAUCCGUGUAAAACAUGCGGAAAAGAGUAA